CCAACACCAACCUCCUCGUCUCCUCCCUCCCACUGCAGAACAUUUCAAUCCUUCUGUGGUUUCCAAGAUGGCUUUCGGCACAAUUUAUGGGUUCGCUGACAAUCCUCGCACCACUGCGUGCCGGAUAGCAGCCAAGGCUAACAACCUCGACGUCAAACUCGUUGAGAAGACAUCUGUUAAGCCUGCUGAGUAUGAGAAGUUCAAUGCUCUGAACAAGAUCCCCACUUUCGUGGGCGCCAAUGACUAUGUCUUGACUGAGUGCAUUGCCAUUGCUAUUUACCUCGCAUCCCAAAAUGAGAAGACCACCCUUCUAGGCAAGACGAAGCAGGACUAUGCUUCGAUCCUUCGCUGGAUGUCGUUCGCCAACAGCGAACUUGUCCCUACUCUUGGUGGUUGGUUCCGUCCUCUUGUUGGACGUGACCCAUACAACAAGGCCUCCGUUGAGGCUAGUUCCAAGGCUGCUCUAAAGGCCUUUGCCCUUCUCGAGAAGCACCUUACCACUAACACCUAUCUGGUUGGCGAACGUCUCACUCUAGCUGACCUCUUUGCCGCCUCGAUGGCUUCUCGUGGCUUUGAAUUUGUUCUUGGCAAGACCUGGCGCUUGGAUAACCCAGCUGUCACUAGAUGGUAUGAGACCGUUGUUAACCAGGACGUUUACAAGGCUGUUGUCCCCAAUCCAACUUUUGUUGAGGAAGGCUUGAAGAACGUUCCCCCCAAGAAAGUAGAGAAGGCCCAACCUCCGCCGCCUGCUGAAGAGGAGCCGAAACCGGCUCCAAAGCCUAAACACCCUCUCGACGCCCUCGGCAAGCCAACCAUGAUCCUUGAUGAUUGGAAGCGCAAGUACUCCAACGAGGACACCCGAUCAGUAGCUAUGCCAUGGUUCUGGGAGCACUACAGACCAGACGAAUAUUCCUUGUGGAAGAUUGAGUACAAGUACCCUAAGGAGCUCAAGUUGACCUUUAUGUCGAGCAACUUAGUUGGCGGUUUCUUUACCCGUCUCGAGGCCUCCCGCAAGUACGUCUUCGGCGCUGUCUCUGUUUACGGAAAGAACAAUGACAACGCAAUCAUGGGUGCCUUUCUCAUCCGCGGCCAAGAGGCUGCCCCUGCUUUUGACGUCGCUCCUGACUGGGAAAGCUACACUUUCACCAAGCUGGAUUCCAACAACCCGGAGGACCGCAAGUUUGUCGAGGACCAGUGGGCCCAAGACGUUUCCAUCACUAUUAAUGGCACGGAAUACCCCAAUGCUGAUGGUCGUGUCUGCAAAUAAAGAGUGAGCGGAUUGAUUAUUAAGUCGAUUACGUUUUGCCACGAUGCUCUCCACAGCACCUCUAUUAAUUUCUUCUCCCCUUUCUGCAACGCGAGGAGCUUCGGUUGAAGAUGUUACGACGAAAUAAUAUGAUAAUGAUUCGAUUCAAUGAAGUUAAAAGAACCUGAUUACAAAUUUCGAAAGGCCUGUUCAUAUCAAUUGAUCUUUCUCAUCAAGCUCUAUACGUGUAAUGAUUUUAUUCUUGCCACAAUAUAAUCCUGAAUGUGUCACUAGCCAACAAUGUAGAAAAGAGGAUAUCACACCCGCCACCUAUUUAUUACCUUAUCCAGGGAGCGGCAACGCAAUAAAACUAUAACCCUGAGAAAGGAAAUAAAGUAAACUAUUCCACCCCCCUCCGCCCCCACGGCAUUUCCUUCCUUUCCUUCCCGGCAACCUUCUUCCGCCUCCUCUCCAACGCCCUCUGUUUCUCCUUUCCACUCAUCUCCGUGAACCGCUUCGCAAUGACCUCCCUCUUCACUUCCCCCUUCUUCAAAAAGUAUGGCUGACUCUUCUUCCCCUCGCGAAUCAACUCCUUUUCUCUUCGCCGAUGCUGCACCAACACCUCCCUCUCCAUCUCCUUGCGCUCAAACGCUCGCUGCCGAUCACUCAUGGACGUAAUCUCUCGCUUGAGACGCACGAUCUCAUGAUCGUCACGCUCUGUCUUCUUUUUCUUGGUUUGUAAUGCCGAGACCUGCUUGCGUAGCUCCGCGAUUUCAUCUGUGCGAUAGUGGUUGAGGAAGGCGUAGUUAUUGCGCGCGUGGAUGUCAGCGUUAGCCGCUGUGGAUGGGUCGCCGUUGGUGCUGUGGCUUAGGACGACGGAGUCGAAGCGCGGGUCGCGGGGUUUGGGGACGGCGAGCGGUUCGAGGAUGGUGCGUUUGCGAGAAACGGCGUGGCGGGAUGAUUGGAUUGUGGGGGCGUGUUUAGAGGUUCGGUGGGUGAGUUUUUGAGGAGGUUUUUUGGCAUUGGAGGCCAGGUGUUUUUGGAAUUCGGAUAGUCCUUGGCACUGAUCAUGUUCUUUGUUGGAGGAGGUAGAGGGAGUAGGAGACUGUCUGCUGAGAACUUUUGUCCUUUUCGGUGUGAUGUCCGUUGUUGAGGUGGUACGUCGUUUUCGCUUUCCUAGGGCUGCUUGAGCUUUGGCGAGUGCGCCGAAGGAGAUUGUGUUUAGCGAGGGGUUUAUGUCAGAGAUCUCUGUAUGUCCAUCAUCCUCCGUAUCAUCAUCAUCGGUCUCACGCUGGUCACUGUUAUCUUGCUCUGUGUCUUCAUUAGAUUCCCCUUCGUCUAACGCCUCAUUUGAAACUGAUUCGUCCGAGAAAUGCUCAAAACCAUCAUUUUCUAGUCGAGCUCUUACCCGCUGGUUGAGCGUACUUGAAAUCGGCAUGUCUGG
Molecule: messenger RNA, 2690 nt
Organism: Histoplasma capsulatum G186AR
Lineage: Eukaryota; Fungi; Ascomycota; Eurotiomycetes; Onygenales; Ajellomycetaceae
Product: elongation factor 1-gamma
Exons: 4
Coding region: 68-1267 (399 amino acids)
Biological process (GO): translational elongation
Cellular component (GO): nucleus; cytoplasm
Molecular function (GO): translation elongation factor activity
Source: RefSeq, a predicted model, not a curated record